AUGGACCUAGAAGAGUGUAAAAGUUUGGUUGAGCUUCCUCCUUUAAGGUUUCACAACGUUCAUGAUGGCAAACUUGAUCUCAGUGGGUGUCAUAAUCUGAUAAUUGUUUCAAAGAUGUAUGGUAAUAUCGAAUUCAUAGAUUUGACUUGGACGGCAAUAAAAGAAUUACACUCUUCCAUUGGCUCUCUUAAGAAUCUUCAUGAGCUUGAUCUCUCUCAUUGUGAACAUCUCAAGAAGCUUCCCAGCAGUAUUUGUUAUUCUGAAUCAUUGCAAGUUCUAAAAAUGAGGAGAUGUGUGUCCAUCGACAAGUUUCCAGAGCUUCCCAAAAAUAUAAAAGAAUUAGAUUUGAGUGAAACAUCGAUACGACAAAUCAAUUCAUCAUCCUUUGAGUGCAUGCCUUAUCUUGAGUCUUUAUACAUGAAAAAGUGCACAAUGCUUAAAAGCCUCCCAACCACCAUCUGUAAGUUGAAGUCUCUUGAAAAACUGUCUUUCAGGAAUUGCUCAAAACUAAAAAGUUUUUCGGAAAUCUCGGAGCCUAUGGAGAAUCUGGAAGAACUUUAUCUAGAUGGAACAUUGAUUGAUGAGGUUCCACAAUCCAUUUGGAAGUUGAAGUCUCUUGAAAAACUGUCUUUCGGCAAUUGCUCAAAACUAAAAAGUUUUCCGGAAAUUCCAGAGCCUAUGGAGAAUCUGAAAUAUCUUUAUCUAAAUGGAACAUUGAUUGAUGAGGUUCCACAACCUAUUGAGUAUCUACCUAAGAUUACAAUUUUAGAUUUGAGCGAAUGCGAAAAUCUCAAGGCUAUUCCAGUGUCUAACAUUUAUAAUAUGCCCAACAUUUCUUGUGUCUACAUUGAAGAAUAUCAUAAAGAUCAAGAUUGGGCAGUUUUGUCAGAUGUUUGGAUUUCCGAAACUCUUCAACAGUCUAAGUAUUUCUCUUGUUGUGAGUGCUUUUUUCUCUACACAAUACACAAUAUUCUAAUGGGCAAAGCUCUGCAGGAUAGAAUUUUCGUAACAAAAGAGGGAGAGGCUUUGUAUGAUCCUAGAGUGAACUUUUGUUAUCCAGGAAAUAAAAUUCCCCAGUGGUUUGCUUAUAAGUCUAUGGGAUUUGCACUACCUGUAGACUCUGCUCCAUCGACUUGGAUUGGUGAUGAAAGCUUCUUAGGCAUUGUUAUAUGCCUUGUUGUUGAUUUGGGGAAUUUCAAUGAUUUGACCAUAACUUGUGAAAUCCAUUGUUUAACCUCUUUGGAUAAAUCACACGUGUUUCGUUCAUGUCUAGAGAUCACACAAAAACAUACUCAAUGCGAUACAGAUCGAGUGUUCAUACUUUAUCUUACGAGAGAUGACAUUUAUAAGGGAAAGAUUGCUUCAUUUAAGUUUAACAUCAAGUACUAUAAUCGCGUACCGAUACAACAUGGAAUCGGCUCGCAACGAGUGGUAUAUGCAGAGGAGUUUGGUACUAUAAAAGAAUGUGGAAUCCGCUCCAUAUACAAGAAAGAUGCAGAGGAGUUUGGUACUAUACAUGAAGAACCACAUAAUGGUAAGAGAACUAAAAUAUAA
Humulus lupulus (European hop) is the source of this 1554-nucleotide messenger RNA. RefSeq names its product disease resistance protein RPV1-like. NCBI's taxonomy places the organism in Eukaryota, Viridiplantae, Streptophyta, Magnoliopsida, Rosales, Cannabaceae. Bases 1 to 1554 code for a protein of 517 amino acids. The transcript has 3 exons. The record is from RefSeq and is a predicted model, not a curated record. Gene Ontology annotation, molecular function: protein binding.